Molecule: messenger RNA, 5084 nt
Organism: Amoebophrya sp. A120
Lineage: Eukaryota; Dinophyceae; Syndiniales; Amoebophryaceae
Source: the annotation of a GenBank genome assembly
GUUCCCUCAAUAUUUUUUCUCGUGUAUACAUAAUGAUGUUUUUGAUACAAAGUAGCGCACUUCUAACGAUUUGAAUAUGCCCCCAAUGGUACAAGAUUUUAUUCCGUUGCCUCGUCUUUUGUAUUUCUUCCUCUUUGCCCCCUCAAUGCGGACGUUUUUUCUGUUGCUUCUGGCAGAACCACAACUCGCCGAGAGCGGGAGCGGCAGAACCUCGGUGCAGCACGUUUCAGUUGAAGAUUUGGAACAGAACCCGGAGUUGCAAGCCGAGAUAGAAGCAUUUUACGAAGAGACAAGAAGAAAAAAGGCAAGACAGAAGGAACAGAAAAAUGGGAAGACGAGGACAACAACAUCUGCAGAAACAUCUCCGAAUCCAGAUCCACCUGUAUCAGAUUCAGACAUAACUGCAAGAAGGCCCCACGCCAACAAGCUGUAUACGACCCAUUCCUGUGUCGCCGCGGGCAACUGUCUAGUCGAAAACCUUUGCCACGGAACGGACGGGAGGUUCAUUUACGUGAAAUCGCCAGCGGCUAUCUUCGAUCGACCGCAGCAGGUCUACUACGACACGCGUUACUCCGGCGAGAAGCACUUCAAGGAGAGCAACAACACGGACGGCACCGUGAGUUUUGACCUGCGCAGCGCCGCGGGCAUGACGGCCACCGGGUACCGACACUUUUUGACGAGCAGGGUUUUCGAGGACAUACCCAGCGCCGCGAUCUCGUCGCGACUCUACCACCCGAUCCUGCACCCGCGCUUGCGCGACAUGCGGAUCAUCGACGGCGUGGAGUUCGAGUGGCCAGAAAGUCGGGGUGGGAUGGAUUAUUUGGCCGUUGAGGAUAAAACUCGCCAGCAGGCGGGGGUGGUGGAGGCGGAAGGUAGCGGCGCCGCUACAACAACCCUACCACGAGCUGGGUCUAACGUUGUUUCAUCAAGGCCAAGAUCUGCAGCCAAGCUGAAAAAAUCUCCGAAUGGUCUGCCUUAUCCGUUUUGGCCGCCGGAACAACUGAACGAGGAGAAAUCGGAUAAUUCUGAUUCAGAAGAAGAUUCCGAGCAUGGAGCAGACAAAUCUCAGUCGCGUCAGAAAGAUGCUGUGCAGGUGAUCAUGGGCCGGCUGUGGCCCACCGAUGCGGGACACACGAUGAUGGACAAUAUGAGUCCGAUUUUCCGGGCCUUGAAGCAGUGGGACCUGUUAGAUGUGGACGAGGAAUCUGUGCCCAUUUCCCCCUUUGUCGUUAACGAUAGGGCGACUGGAGUAGACAGCAUUCAGGGCGAUGAAGUUUUUGAAGCUGAUGAAGUUCAUCUUUCCAACGCAGCACUAGCAGGAGAUACAGACUCAUCGUCUGUCGUACGAGAAGAAAAGGAUGUUGAAGCCGAACACGACUACAGCGUAAUCACCUCUCCUCCGGGAGACCACGAUGAAUCAAAACCUAAUCCAGACGCCGCUGCUUAUCCGAAUCUUACCAUCGAAAGCGACAACUACAGCUGUGGGGACAAGCAAGCCGCUCUCGUUGCGCGAGCGUUGCAGAUUGCCGAUGCGAAAUUUAUCGAACGGUCGGCGAAGGAUAACUGCCCGGUUCUGAAUACAACAGAGCAGUUGGGGAUGGUGGGGAAAUUUGUGAGAACGAUGUUGAACAAGGAACCCGCCCCGGCGUCACCUGCAAUAUCGUCUUCUGAGACCACAACUGAUGCAACAGCAGCUGCGGAGGACACAACAACACCAAGGAAUACUGCUCCCGCCGGAUCAGGACCUGCCUUCCUGCAAAUGCACGUACCGAACGAGGACUUCGGAGGGCGGCUUCCCCCGUCCAUGCGAAAAUUCGAGGGCAUGUACUACCAAACGAUAGAAACAGAGGUGGACUCGUCAGCAUCAGCACCAGCAGCUCGUCCGCUUUCCGAAAUUAUUGCGUCACCCGCAAAAAACGGUGCAGGAAAAGUAACGGCUCCUGCACGACCAGCGUCAUCAACAUCGAUGAAUUAUCCACACAAAACCCGCACCCUGCGCAUUUUUUCCUCGCCGCAUUUCAGCUUCCUCGACGCGCAGGCGAUCGCGAAACGGGACGCAGAGCGCGAGCGGGAGAAGAACGCAGCGCUUGCCGGUAAGCCGGUCGCCGACCAGCCGGGACGCGACAUGCGGUACGGUGGCUGCCGGGACGAGUGCGAGGCGCGGUUGCUGCAGGCGUUCACGGAUGGCGAUAGGGAGAGACUAUCGAAUCUCGACCAUGAUUUGCCGAAAGGAAAGUGCUUCCGGAAGGUGCUGAUCGGGUGGCGGGGGAUGCAGUUUUUCAACGUGUUUGAUUGGCUUAGUCGGAAUUCCGCUCCCUGGAGGUAUCCUCUGCAAAAGUAAUAUCGUGCUUGUAGUACAACUAGAGUAGAAGUCAGUUUUGCAACACUGUAUGAUCAACUCUGCAAGCUGUCUCGUUCAACAUCAGAGAAAAAGUUACACUGCAAUGUCAUUUUCCACCACUUAUCGAACAAAACAAGCACGAUGCUUGUGCAAUGCAUAGGAGGCAUGAUGUGUCGAUUGGGAACAGUGCCGAGCAGCUGUUGGGGUUGCGUAAUUACAUGCUGGCAAAACACGGCCUGCUGGGAGAUAAAAAGUUUAUGGGUUUGUUGGAAAGGAGAAAACGAGUGAAAGUAGUUGUAGCUUCUUCUGCGAAUUCGGAAUCAAAAGGUUCAAAUAUUAAAUCACAAAAAAAUCCUACUACCUCCUCCGCGGACAACCAGCACGCUGUUCUCGUCGACCGCUACAAGCCCUCGGUGCUUCUGCUCGUGAAGAAGGUCGGCCGCGGAUCGGGCUACAACUGCUGCCACUGGCAGGAUCCCGAGCGGCUGCAGAGCCACUUGUUGAAGGCGUUUGACCACAAAAUUUCCGUGCAGAUUAAGUCCUGGGCGGGGAUGCCGAUCGUGCAGCAGCUGUGGGUCAUGGCGGAAACGGAUCUGACGAUCAGUUUUGCGGGCGCCGACGUGAUGAAUUUUCUCUUUUCCCCGCUCUAUUCCGGCCUGAUCUCACCCUACCGCUUGCGCAAUAACAAGUGGGAACGCAGCUACGAAAUCGACCGGCUGUGGGUAAAUCUGCCGAACCGGUACCUCCAGCAGUUCGGUGUAAACGCCGUCCAAAAAACGGGGUUAUCGACCCUACACGAGAUGACCUCUUCGCACGGCCCGGAUGGGAAGGUCGUGCAGAAGCCGGGGGCCAACCAGGCCCUCCUCCUCGCGCCCUGGAGGCAGGAGAAGCCGCGGGGAUUGGUGCGGCAGCGGAUCGUCGCAAACUUGACGGUAUGCAGAUCAUUUUUUUUCCUGUACACGUACAAAAUGCAGCAUCUUCACAAAUUUCGCCAACUCAAAGAAUGCCGCUUGGCAUGCUGAGGUAUGACCAAAGUUUUGUCAUGCAGAAACCGCAUGAUAGAUUCGCACGUGUGUGGGAAAUUUUCCGUGGAUAGACGGAGGGCACGGUGAACACGGAGAAAGCAAACUGGCCGAACAUGGCCUUUUCGGAUCUGCUGAUCAAGGAGAUUUAUCCUCUGCAAAAGUAUUGCACUCGUGCUACUUGCGGAACGGCAUGGCAGAUCCUAUCGAAUUUUUAUUUUUACAUACACUUCUUCUGGAGAAAAAAAUCUUCAAAAACAAAAUGUUUAUUAUGCAAUUUCUACUACCACUAGUGCGACUGCGAUUCUUUUGCAAUGCAUAAGAUUGAGCUGUACGUAGCGGAAGCGUUGGAAUAUAUGACCGACCGAGGAGUUUCCUUCUACGAAUUUCCGCACGCAUUAGGGCGGAAAAGUUGGCAAAUCACAUCAAAUUUUCGCGCGCACAUUUUCGGGGGGUAAAAAAGCUUUGUUUUGUGGGCAUGUAGGGACUUCGCCGGCUGCUCUUGGCCAUGCACAUGGUGGCGCCACUCUUCGUCGUCAAUGGCCACCGUCAGGCCCUUUCCUUUGUGGAGUGCAAGCUCAGCACUUUGCUCAACUUAUUCAGGCCCGCGUCCUUCUGCAACGAACAGCAGCGCCCCCGCCACCCUAUUCAAUUCUGGAUGCGCCGACCGAUCGUCUUGUUUUCCCUCUGCAGCCGGAUACUGCGAAUGCGGGCGCGCCAACAAUCAAGUGCUUCCGGGGGGGUGCCGAAGGGGGGGGGUAAGGGGGUCCGCAUGGGCUGUCGCUGGGCUCCCAUUUUGGGCCAUGCCAAAUCAGCAGCUUCCAAUGGGGAUUUGGGGGUCGACAGAGGCUACCGAAAGGGUACCCGGAGGUGGUACCCGGAAUGGGUGUCCGAAGGGGGCAAAAAUGCACCCCCCUGACCACCCCCCCCCUGCCUGGCGAGCGCCCCCCCUGGGUUUCCUCUUCCUGGCGAGCGUCCUCGUUGUGGUCCGGUCCCGGAGGUGGCACAACCACUUCUCGAAGAGCGGGCCUAUUCAACAUUGCCGGGCCAUCUGAGCGACAACGCACAGCACUAAGGCGCUGCCGCCUGUUUCGUGUCUUGCUAUGAAGGCCUUUCGAGAGCAGCCGAGCUAUCACGUUUCUCGUGGAACAAAAGAUUAAGUGAUGCUUUCCUUCUGUUGAUUUUCGGGUGGUUGACUCCCGGACAAAAAAGAAAAAACUACCCCCCCCAAAGUGUGCGUUCGAACAGUUGAUGUGAUUUUCCAAUUUUUCCGCCCUAAGCGCAGCCAUGGCGUCAUGAAGAUUUGGAAGAGAGGAAGCUGCGACCGUCGCCGGUGAUAUUACCAAGGGAAUUCUUCCCGCGGUGAUAAUUCUAUUUACUUACAUGCGGAAGCGUUGGAAUAUAUGACCGACCGAGGAGUUUCCUUCUACGAAUUUCCGCACGCGGCCAUGGCGUCAUGAAGAUUUAAUAGAAGAGAGGAAGCUACGACCGUCGCCGGUGAUAUUACCAAGGGAAGUCUGCCCGCGGUGAUAAUUCUACUUACGUGACGGAGGGCUUGUUCGGCCUCGGCAUUCUGUUGAUGUUGUGUAGAUUCUGUGUGUGCUGAUCAUGAAGUUGGGACUGCUUCAUUUGUACUUGCUGAUCAUGCACGCUCUCCUGACGCUUCGGAAGAUCGCGGUCGUGUGGUCCAGGACCAUUCAACAGCAAAGGAAUGAAAGCGC